CGGAGAUCAGGUAGCUUACAGUGUUCAUAUCGGACUCCAGAGAUAAAGAUUCACUAGGAGCUCCAACGUUCUUGGUUAAGCCGAGCCGAUAAACUUCUGAUUUAAGAGAAAAAGGGAUUCUGACAUGCACUGGCAGAAAUCGUCAAAGGAGAAGCCGUGUUAUUCUCUGCCCACUGUGAAGAAACUCCUGGAGCAGAAAAGAAGGCGAGACACAGCCUCAGGGUCGCCCUCCACAGCAACAACUAGUCCUGCUCCACCCAACGUUGGCCAGCAGGUUUCCACUUCCGAGUUGUCGACGUCUACAGGUGCCUGCAACAGCUUCUCAGACAUGCCGGUGAGCUACUGUGAAUCCUGGGAAGCGGUGUGUGCUCACCCAGGCCCAUCUGCAGUCCUGGAGAAUCCCUUCCCCUCCAUGGGGACGAGCUCCUACUCCAACCAGACAGGACUGGAGGACUCCAGCCAGGCCUCAGCCUACAGUCUCUCCAUGGCAUCUGCCUAUAGCCCUCAGCCCAUCCAGCAGAGUGGCCCGCUCUAUCCAGACAUCCUGGGUCAUCAGUUCCAUCUGGAGUGUCCUGUCUCUGAUGCUGGGCCUAGUCUGGUGUCGUCCAGCCUAUGGUUGUCUGGGGCCGGGGCCCAGGGGCCCACCUUGAACCCCUAUCCCCGCCAGCUGGCCAUUGAAAGGCAGAUGGACAUCAAUAUGCUGAGAGAGGCCAGGGCCUUCUUUCAAGAGAGGGAUUACAGCUGGCACCCUGAUGAAGAUGGAGAUACGAUUCUGCAUAUCUACACAGCCAAGGGGCUCAGGGAGUAUGCCUUCGCUGCUGCAGAGAAGCUGAGAGAUCUUGAGAGACUGGACACUAAAGAACACAAGGGCAAGACUGCAUUGCUGGUGGCGGUGACGGCGGACCAGCCAGAAAUCGUCCAGGACCUGCUGUUUCUUGGUGCAGAUAUCAAUGCCUGCGAUGUCAAAGGUCAAACUGCUCUUCAUCUGGCUGCAACCUAUGGCUAUCCCAGGAUCCUGCAGGUUAUCCUUUCCUCCGGACCUGGAGUGAACCUGGAAGCCAGGAAUUUUGAAGGCUUGACUCCCCUUCACUGUGCUGCUAUCGCCCACGGAGCCACCAUGAAGGCUCUGUCCUCUGCGGCCCUGGCCGAUGCCAGCCUAAACGCCACUGCUGAUGACAAGCUCUCCUGCCUCCAGAUGCUGCUGAGUGCCGCAGCCAUCGUUACCAGCCAGGAAAUCAAAAGCAGCAAGACUGUCUUGCAUCUGGCCGUCAAGGAGGGAAACAUCCAUCUGGUUCGCUACCUGCUCAGGAUCCGCCUGUCUAACAUGAAGGACUUUGUCAACAUGAAGGCCCACGGUCACACAGCGCUACACAUGGCGGCUGGUCUCCAUGGAAACCCCCAUCAGGAAGAGAUGCUGAGGCUGUUGCUGAGCAAAGGGGCGGACCCGAGCAUCCGCAAUCUGGAGAACGACCAGCCUGCUCACCUGCUGCAGAGCGGCCCUCGCGGCGACCAGCUCAAGCUCAUUCUGAAGAAGCGAAGCGUUUCCACUCGUCGACGUGUAAUGUCCUUCCAGGACCAAGAGUGACUGGGACCACUGUCCCCAUGUAUCCCCCCCCCCCUGUGACAGUGCCGGUCAGGAUGUAAGCCAUUGUACAGCUAUUAUUUAGUCUAAUAUUUGACUAUUUGCUUACAUGGCAUCAAAGAUAGGGUUUACAGACAAGUUUCCCUCCAAUAGCUUUAUCCUGACAGCGCUGUGUUCAAGGGGAAGGGAUUUUUAAGUAUCUUCUUGUGAGGAUAUCUGGUUUUCUUUUUCAGAGAACCAGAAUGACAUGCUUUGUUAUCAGUGUAACCCCCUGGGUUAUUUUAUGUGUGCACAAACAUUUCUAGUUAAACAUAUGUUCACUUUUAGUGAGUCAUAUCUAAAUUUCUUACCCGUAUUGGCAUCCUUGGCAUUUAUUCUAAAGCACCUAUUAUUUAAUACUGCCGGUGGGUUUGUGUUAUGUGUUUGGUCAAUGAACGUGUCAAUCGGGGGCAGUUGCACUGUUGUAAUUGGUUUUCGGUUAAUUUUGGUAGGGCGGAAGUUGCGCCCUGUUUUGACUGACACUGUAUAUAUGUUAUGUUGUUUUUCUUUUUGGGCUCUUGGGACGCGACCACUCACGAGAGAGGCUGGACGGUUAGCUCUCGUGGUGCGUCAAUUUGAGGAGCUAGCUAGCUAAACCUAGCUUCUAUGUUGGGGUACGGCUAUCCUCUAUUGGGAGCGGUUAACGGACUGACAUCAUUGGAAGUUACGAGAACUUUUCACCUAGAGCAGAAGAUCUACCCAUAGAGGAUAACGCUGGACCCGUGUGCCCUAGCAUUUGAGAGGACCGCGCUGGAUUGUUGUUUCAGCCGGCUAAAUCCACCCGGGAGUGCAACGCUGGAAGUUUGUUUGCUUGGUUCCCCGGAGUUCGCGCCACUUUCUUUCCGCACCCGGAGCUAUUGUUUCGGGGUGCCAUUAAAACCUUCGGGGUGGGUGAGUAGGGCCUACACGCUCUUGAGCGUGUAACAUUAGCCGCUUUCGCACAGCAGCUUGGGCUGCACCGACUCUCCACAUCAGGCCUGCACCGUCAGAGACCUUUUAUUAGCACUCGGUACCGAGUAGGGACAUUUAUUGAUAAAUAGCAUUGCCGGCUUUAGUAUUGCGUAUUUGAUGUGUUUGUUCAUGUGAUAACCUACUGUUUUGCUUAAUAGCACUUAUUGAUGGUUGUUGUUCUUUUCGUAUUUAAUACGGGAAAAUUAUUAGCUUUAAUCAUCGUGUGACUAUUGACCUCGUUAAUAGUUUAUGACCCACCGAAUCAUUAAAGGGGUCAUCUUUUUCAAUGUAAUCUUCUUGUUUCUAUGUUCCUAUUUACAGUUAAGUUUGCAUCAUCUUCUUUCAUAUAUAUGUUGGAUUGAAGUAGCCUGUCACACACUUUACCCUUAUUGUAGACCUUGUACAUUGUUACACGUCAUUUACAUACUCAUACUAGGGUUAAUUAGCCCUGUCUACACAGUUUAGAGUGUAAGUUAACGAACUUAAGCGCUGUUCAUAAGCAGUAAAGCAGAACAAGCGUUACAUCAGUAUCUGUCAUUGUAUUAUUUUUCCAGAGUUGUUUUUUCUUCCUCAGUAUAACUUGAAUGUGAUGUGUACUCUCGAUUUCAAAGCUAUUCUGAAUCUCUACAUUUUUGGCAUGUUGCCACACUGACCUAAUCUAAUAACCUGAUCCAGGUUUUUUUAAAUGGUUACAUAAAUAAACCUGCAGAGAAUUGAUCAAUCUAGUAGACAUGCAGAAGCACCUAGCUUCAGUUUUCCCAGGUAUUUAUCUGCACCUACAUCUUUCGUGUAAGUGGGGGUAAUUAUUUCAACAAAGGAUAUAAAGGAAUAAAUUAAUAAGAAGACUGAAUGAUAAGGUAGAUUGUGAACCCCAUGAUCAGACUCUUUCUCAGAUCCUACCUGAUUUCCAUGAAAUAGUUUCCAUAGAGGCAGCCCCAACACAUACUUACUCCCCUUAAAACUUCCCACCGUGAGGAGAAAUCAUAUUGGUUCAUUGAAUGGUGGUUUUGAUUUCAGUAAGCGUUAGUGCUUAUAUUAAGCAUGCGUUUUUUUUCGUCAUUCAUAACUCAAUUCUUUUACUCUUGGUACAUUUUUCUUCAUUUUACUAUGUGAAGUGAAUGUGUGGAUGAUGUCAAUGCUGUUAUAGUCAAAUGUGUAGUAUUUAUUAUCUUGGGCAUUAUACGGUACAGAGUGUGAUUGUUUUUGAUUAAUAUAAAUAACUGAAACGUACUAUUAUGGUAGAUAUGCAUCAUUGUAAAUGAUAAUAUGAAAUACCACUUAAUUCCAAAGAUAGAUAUCCAUGGUACCAUUGGUACUACGAAAGCUUUUAUCUAUUUUCCCCUGUUUUUCAUAUCAUAGUAUGUCUGAGUCCCCGACUAGAUGAGACACACCUAUCAGAUCACUGAAAGGCACCCUAGCGUCAACAGGCAGUUUGAAUGUUCUUUCACUUGUGUCAAUUCUACCUCUAAAUGACUGUUAAGAAUCACUGAACUGACUGUUUGUGACAAUGGCACGCUGCUUAUGAUGUCACUGAAUUUAGUUUGUCUAAGCAAAACCACUGUCAAUAAACAUUAUUUCAGUA
Osmerus eperlanus (European smelt) is the source of this 4154-nucleotide messenger RNA. RefSeq names its product NF-kappa-B inhibitor delta (gene nfkbid). The transcript is spliced from 12 exons. Gene Ontology annotation, molecular function: protein binding. Gene Ontology annotation, cellular component: nucleus. Gene Ontology annotation, biological process: regulation of gene expression. Lineage: Eukaryota; Metazoa; Chordata; Actinopteri; Osmeriformes; Osmeridae. Bases 125 to 1585 code for a protein of 486 amino acids. The record is from RefSeq and is a predicted model, not a curated record.